AUGGUGAUGCCUGUGCAACAAAACUUAACACGAACAACAGUCUUCGACACUUUAAUAAAAGCCCUGAACAAAAGCGCUCUGGGGCGAGUGGACUUCAACAGCACUUUUGUAGAAGACAUAAAUGAAUGUGCUACUAACGCAUCAUCAUGUUCACGCUUGGCCACAUGCAACAACACUGUAGGAAGUUAUGAAUGUAACUGUAAUCCAGGAAUAAAAGAUGAGAAUCCAACAAAUCCUGGAAGACAAUGUAAAGAUCCUGUUCUCUGCUUCAGCAGCACUAACCUUUGCUCAGCACAAAAUAAUGACUGUCUUGACUCCAAAAAUCAGAUAUGCUCAAGUAAACAAGCUUUUGCUUGUGAAAUUUUGUUUAAAAACUUGGUGUUUGGUCCUGAACUUUAUAACUCUGAAAGCCAAAGGUAUAAGAAUUUGUCCCAAAGCAUCACAACAGAUGUUGUUAAACAAAUGCGAAUCAGCCUGAGAGAUGACAGCUUUUAUAUCAUAGUGGUUGGAUUUAGACCUGGGAGUGUGAUCGCCUAUUUUGUUUCUCUACUACAAGGACAACAGUCCAUUGAUGCAAAUACUCUUCAAGCAAAUUUAAGCAAAAUAGUAAAGAAUGUGUUUGGUAAUGAAACUGAAGUAACCGUACAAUCAAUCCCAACAUCUUCGGAAACAAAUAUGGCCUGGAAAACAGCGGUGAUUGUCCUUGGAGUUCUACUUGGAGUUGCAUUGAUAUUUGCUUUGCUGAUACUGUCAGUGUGCCUUUGGAUGAGGUCUACAGCUGGGGAAUAUUGGCUUGAACCUAAAGGACUUAUGGGAAAUUUUGCCUACCACUACUUAUAA
Chelonoidis abingdonii (Abingdon island giant tortoise) is the source of this 840-nucleotide messenger RNA. Lineage: Eukaryota; Metazoa; Chordata; Testudines; Testudinidae. The record is from RefSeq and is a predicted model, not a curated record.